Molecule: messenger RNA, 6679 nt
Organism: Esox lucius (northern pike)
Lineage: Eukaryota; Metazoa; Chordata; Actinopteri; Esociformes; Esocidae
Gene: smg7
Product: SMG7 nonsense mediated mRNA decay factor
Exons: 24
Coding region: 225-3788 (1187 amino acids)
Biological process (GO): nuclear-transcribed mRNA catabolic process, nonsense-mediated decay
Cellular component (GO): telomerase holoenzyme complex
Molecular function (GO): telomerase RNA binding; telomeric repeat DNA binding; protein binding
Source: RefSeq, a predicted model, not a curated record
UUGAAACUAAAUUGAAAGCUGGGAAACCGUUCCCUACCCUGUGACGCUCAUUCGUGAGCUAGCUACAACACCCUCCUGUGUCGGGCAUGAGUAUGUGUACACUGGGCCGGUGGCUCACUGGCUUUGCAUGGUAGUUGCUUGUGACGGACUGACGAACAAUAUGGCGCCGGGAGUAGCACUUGCUUCUGGACCAGUUGUUGUCUAAAGACCGGCGAUCCGGCAGGAUGAACCUCUGCGCCCAGUAUUUACGGCAGGCAGAGGCCCUGAAGGCUGACAUGACAGAUUCUAAGCUUGGUGCUGCAGAAGUCUGGACUUCAAGGCAGGCACUUCAGGAUUUGUACCAGAAAAUGCUGGUGACUGACCUGGAGUAUGCUUUGGACAAGAAAGUGGAGCAAGAUCUCUGGAACCAUGCUUUUAAGAAUCAAAUAACGACACUACAGAGUCAAGCCAAAAACCGAGCAAACCCUAAUAGAAGUGAGGUCCAAGCCAAUCUGUCCCUGUUUCUCGAGGCAGCUAGUGGAUUCUACACACAAUUACUCCAGGAGCUGUGUACUGUGUUCAAUGUGGACCUGCCGUGCCGCGUGAAGUCAUCUCAGCUUGGAAUCAUCAGCAAUAAGCAGACCAACGCCAGCACCAUUGUAAAACCCCAACCUAGCUCUUGCUCUUAUAUCUGCCAGCAUUGUCUUGUCCACCUAGGAGACAUUGCACGAUAUCGCAACCAAACCAGCCAGGCAGAAUCCUACUACAGACAUGCAGCUCAGCUUGUCCCUUCAAAUGGUCAGCCGUACAAUCAGUUGGCCAUUCUUGCCUCUUCUAAGGGGGACCACCUUACAACCAUUUUCUACUACUGCAGGAGCAUCGCUGUCAAGUUCCCUUUCCCAGCAGCUUCCACCAACCUGCAGAAAGCUCUUGCUAAAGCUGUUGAAAGCCGUGAUGAGGUCAAAACAAAGUGGAGUGUGUCAGAUUUCAUCAAAGCCUUCAUCAAGUUCCACGGUCACGUUUACCUGAGCAAGAGUCUGGAGAAGCUGAACAACCUGAGGGAGAAGCUGGAAGAACAGUUUCAGAGGCUGAUUCUGCAGAAAGCCUUCAGUUCCCAGCAGCUGGUUCACAUCACGGUUAUCAACCUGUUUGAGCUACACCAUUUGAGGGACUUUAGCAAUGAAGUGGACGACCAGAGCUUCAGCUCUGAAGAGCAGAUCGGCUGGUUCCAACUUCUUGGCCUCUUCAUGUCGUUUCUUGGUGUCAUGUGUAGCCGAGCACUGCUGAACAAGAACCGGGGAGAGGAGAUUAUGGGAGAAUGUCCGCUGCCGGCCAUCAAGGUGUCCCUGGACUGGCUCAAGCUGCGACCCAUUGUUUUUCAGGACAGGGCUGUGGAUAAACGACAGUAUGUUUGGCCUUGGCUGGUGUCAAUUCUGAACAGUUUCCAACCGAAGGAAGAUGAUGUCUCCUGUGCAUCAUUGACUCCCCUUCCAGAGGAGUUUGAACUGCAGGGGUUUCUGGCUCUCCGGCCAGCACUACGGACCCUUGAUUUCACUAAAGGCCACCAGGGCAUCGCUGUGGACAAAGAUGGUCUGCCAGUGCGUGCCCGACACCAGAGACUUAUCAGCCUAGGGAAAUGGGUGGCAGACAACCAGCCGGCGCUCAUUCAGUACAAAGUCAGCGAUGGGCUGCUGCUCUUCCUCACCUUCAUUGAGGAGCUGGCCAUCGAGGAGCCACAGGAGAAAGAUGCCCCGGUGCUCCAGGAGUCCUCCAACGGGGAGCAAACGCCAAACGAGGGCAACGCCGGCCUAAAGUCGGUCCUUUCCGCCGGCAAGACCCAGACCGGCGUUUUGGAGAGCGGAGAGAGGCCGGUGGUUACCUUCAAGGAGAACAUCAAGCCCCGCGAGCAGAGCAGGGAGCCCAGCCGCAUCCACCACCAGAAGGAGGGCGCAAAGGAGCGGAGGGACUUUGGCAAAGGCAACGGCGUGCCGGGGAAAGGAGAGCAGAAGAGGGACGGCAAGAGGAAGAGCGAGGUGAAGAAGAACAGCCACGAGAAAACUGCUGACGCAGGGAAACAGGUGAAAGCCCAGCCGGAGAUUCGGAAGACACCGGUGUCCGAGGCCAGGAAGACUCCGGUCACUCCAACCCAGACAAGCUGCGCCUCCCAGUUCAUCCCCAUCCACCACCCUGGAGCCUUCCCUCCACUGCCCAGCCGACCAGGUUUCCCCCCUCCAGCCUAUGUCAUCCCCCCUCCUGUGGCGUUCUCCAUGAACCCCGGCUUCACCUUCUCCUCCAGCGUCUCUGGGCCGUUCCUGCAGCCGUCCUCCCAUCCCCAGCAGCCCGGUGGUCAGCAGCAGGUCCAGGCAGGAAAGCCGUCACACAUUCCGUACAGCCAGCAGAGGCCGUCGGGGCCUGGGUCCAUGAACCAGGGGCCCCCCCAGGGCCAACAGGGCCCUCCCCAGCAGCAGCCCAUGCAGCAGUCUGUACAGCUCCAGGUCCUGGCCCAGCAACAGCAGCAGUCGCCCACCAAGCCUCAGCAGCCAGUACAGCUGGGCAAGAGUCCGCCUCACCACCCAGGGAUGCCGCAGUACAUGCAGGGUGAUCAGGCUGGCCAGAUGUGGGGACAGCACCCGGUCCAGCAGCACCAGGGCCAGGCCGCCAUGCAGAAGAUGCAGGCCAUGCAGAUGCCUGUCAAGCAGCCCUACUACGGCAUGCCUGCGCAGGACCCCUUGAAGAUCUUCGAUCAGCAUACCAUGUCGACGUCUGGGCAGAUGGCACCGCAGCAGAACAGCCUGGAUAAGAAGAUGAAGUACCCGGAUGUGAAAAUGCAGGAUUUUUACUGGGAGCCUCCUUACCGCAUGGGGGAUAACCGACAGAUGAUGGGGGAGAGGAUGGGCAAGAGGCCACCCCCCGGGGCCUUCCACCAGGACCAGGAUCACGCACCCAGAGGACCUCCCUUUGAGGACAACAAGAGUUCCCCUCUUCUACCUCCAGACCUGUUAAAAAGUCUAGCAGAUUUUGAGGAUGAGGAAGAGCUGGUCUUUACUAAGCCUCAUGAUUUCUACCAGGCCUUGGCCGGCCCCCUUAGCACUGCUCCAGGACGAAACAUAUUUUUGCCAAACCAGUCAAGAAUGGAGAGUGGCCCUGAUGUGAUGGGCCAAUCGUCUUCUCUCAUGCCUUUAUCUGGAUUCCCAAUUCAGGAGAGCUCCUAUCAGAACAACAGCAUUUUCAGCCAGGCGUACGGGAAAAACAUGGCUCCCAACCCCAAGCCGGACGUUCCAAUGCUGCAGCAGGAACCUUCCCUGUACUCCCUGUUCGAAGGAACUCCAUGGUCCCCCUCCCUCCCUGCCAGCUCAGACCACUCUACACCAGCAAGCCAGUCCCCCCACUCUUCCAAUCCAAGCAGUUUACCUUCUUCUCCACCCACGCACAACCACGGCUCCAUCCCCUUCUCUAACUUCGGCCCCAUAGGAACGCCUGACAGCCGAGACAGGAGGAUGGUGGACCGCUGGAAGGUGGACAAGUCUGGGGCCGUGAGUGGGUUUGGUUUGGACUACCUGCCUUCUGCAUCGUCGUCCUCAGACCACCGAGGCCCUGAAAACAGCUGGCAACAGGGGAACGCCCCCAGCAGCUCCUGGGCAGCCCAGGAGUCACCCAUGGAAGACUCCUCCACUGUGCUCCUAGACAGUUUGAAGUCCAUCUGGUCCAGCUCCAUGAUGCAGCCGGGCCCGUCAGCACUCGAGCAGCUCCUCAUGCAGCAGAAGCAGAAACAGCAGCGCGGCCACGGCGCCAUGAACCCUCCACAUUGAAGGGCCUGCAGUCACAAGCACUUGUGUGAAGAAGUAAGAAGUGAACGAAAGCAAAAAUGACGACAAACGAGCUCCAACUCGGAAUUACCGGCAUAUGGAGGCUGGGGAAGGCUCAACACGACGACCCAACGGGCUCACAACACCCCUCGGCCGACGAGGAGGAACGGCGCAAGUCUACUCUCCCUCCCCCUCUCUCUGUGCCUCCCAUGGCAACGAGGGCGUGCAAGCACCUCCCAACACCACCCCGCCGCCGCUGAGCACGAAAGCUACUGCGGGGUCCAACUUGCAGGACUCUUUCAUUGAGGAAACUGAAGACCUCUGACAGCCAGUCACAACGUUCCCCUCCCGGGUCUCUCUGGAGAGCGUCAGAGUAGACCACCAUCCUUUAGUCCAUCUCACUUGGAUUCCGUGUGUCUGGUCUCAUAUCGGGGGGGAAAACCAAACAAAACUCCUCUUGAGCUGCUCUCAGUGUGGAUUUACUAUCACUGUCUUGAUUUACCUAUUGUAUGAGAGAGGAGCAAAAAAUGGCUGUUCAGGGUGUUUUGGGAAGGUGCGGUGGGCCUAAAAUGGCAGACGUGGCGGUGAAAAAAGAAGGACUGAUCUUUCUGAAUUCUUGACUAAAUUUUCUUUAUCUCGGCGGAAGAGGACGGCCAGGAGUGCGGCUCGAUGUAGCUGGGUAAUGAGCGAAGGAGUCAACCGCUGUAAUGCCACAGUUGGCUUAAAAGCGGGCAAAAAAAAAAGCGUGCCUAUCUUAACGUGCACAGAAGGGUUUGAAAAUGCAGAAGCAGAUGAUGCUAUUGAUGCGAUUUUCCAGUUUGCUGAUUGGACUGCAGAUUGUUGCUUUCUUUAAAUGUUUUAUAAGGAAGGUGGUGCAUCUUUAGGUCGGUCAAGGUUGAUGGUUUAACAACAGAAGAUUCAACAAAUGAGAAGGGGGAUCAGAAAAUAGAUGUAGGGAUAGUAUUAUUAGCUGCAAUAGAGAUUGCAAUUAUUAGAAAUACUGUAUUUUGUGAUUUGUUCGUAGCAGUUUUAGCUUCAUGAAGUAUUGGGUAACUAUGUCCAAUAGUUUACUGCUUAUGGGGGAAGUCUAUAUUUAUAUGUUCCUCUUUCCCCCGCUUCCUUCUCUUUCCUCUUCUUUCUUUAAGUAAACAAAAAAAAUGUAACUCUCGUUAAUGUUCUGCCUUUUAAUAGUUUUAAGCAGCUUUAUUGGCUCUUUGUGCCUGGUCAGUGUUUAUUUUUUAUUGUCGUUACUAUCAUGGUUGGCACUGUCACGUGGGGGGAAACAAGCAAACGGGUCCAGCAGAGCUGCUGGUUCAGCAAUAUGGGGCACAAGCCAAGCGAGACACGGACAGACCAUCAGACAGACCGUCAGACAUUCUGUGCUAGGGGCCGGGGGCAGAGGUCCGGCGUUGUCGUCCCAGACUCGCCUUUAUGGCUCGGAACGGGAGAGUUCUUUUGAUUUAUUGUAACUUCUUCACAACCACUACUAUAAUCACAACAGUUAUCGAAUAAAAGUAAUUGCUUUGUCCUCUAGGGUAGUGGUUAUCGUCAUAUAAAGACCUUGAGAGUUGCCUGCUUGGUUUGCUUGUCUAAAGUCAUAGCUCAGCUCUACAUACCCCUGUAUGUGUGCAAUUUUGUCAUUGUUUGGGUAUUAAGUUCCUGUCACUUGGGGUAUUCCAGUGUGAGUCUGUAAUCAGCUCAGUUCCACUGAUGUCAGGACUGAAACGCCCAUUUGCCCAAGCAAGAUAAUUAUUUUUCUCCCUAAUAAUGAAAUCCCUGAAGCACUGAGACAAUCAGCAGACCAAGAGACUCCUCAGGCCCAUGGUUAGAGGCAUGUCUCUAGAUUGUCAGUUGAGCCUAGGGGUCGCUGUUGGAUAGAGUUUAGAAAUAUAACGACUAUACGGUGGGUCCCUGUUUUUGGUUUAGGACGCAAACAGCAUUUUGUAUUUAAAAGGUACAUGAGGACUGAACAUCUUGUAUGAGGGAAAGCGUGUUUUUAUUUUCGUGUAGAGACAAUUUUAUUAAAGCCAACUUUAAAUGAUGUGUCUAUUUUCUGUGUGGUUGUGCUUUUCCUGUUGCAUAAAAAUUGUAUUUAAUAAGAAAGGAAAUAGAUUGGACUGAAUGUUGGGACAAAUUCAGCUAAAAGCUACUAAAAAUGCAAAAAAACUAAUUCAGCACAUCGAUGCCACAGGGGAACUGUGCUGUAAAUGUGGGCCUGGUUUUUCUCCUGUAUUUGCUCAUUGUAAAGGGUUCUGAUCUGAAAUGUGUGGUUCUAUGUUGUUGGAUCAUAGUGGUCUUCCUCAGUGAUGUUAAGCUGAUCUGGCUGUCUAGGUGGGCUGUUGAGUUAGGAGUAAAACAAGAAAGUUAAAAGAAGCGCUCUGCUCUGUGCAUCCUGCCAUUUACCGCAUUGUUAAUGUGGACUAUUCUCUUUCAGCCACAUCAAUAAUACUAAUAAAAAAAGGACUCAAAUGUCUUUCAGCAACAGCAAGGUGUGUGGAAGAGAACCCCGCACUUUGGGCGUUUGUAACAUUCCGUACUGCUGUAAGUCCUGUGGGACGUUAAAGGCAAUGAAAGAAAAGACAGCUAUUAACAGUUCCCUGCACAUCUGACCAACCAACAACAUAAAGCACUGUGUCCCUGUUUAAGUUCAGUAUCAUGGAGAGAAUCACUGAAACUGCAUGAUGAUUUUGAAUUCAGAAUGUUUAGAAUGCUUCACCUGUUAUGUGGAGUGAGGUUGAAAUCCUGUGACCUAUAAAGGGGAUUUUUUUUAGGGAGGGAGAGCUUCAUUCAGAAAUGGGCUUGUGUUCUAAGCUUUUUGUGUUUUGUCUUUCUGUAGACAUUCAGAAAUGUUGGAAUCAGCUAUGCCUUUAAUAAAGUAAACCAUGUUCUCCCUA